UGUUGACAAAGCCUCUCCCCUCUCGCCUCAUCUCUCCCUCCUCUCUCUCUCUCUCUCUCUUUCCCUGUUCCUCACGCUUUCACAUCGAUGAACACGCUGUGUGAUGAUUGCUACAUGUGGGCAACAGUAGAUGUCUCCAUACAAGAAGAGAGACAAGCUAACCCUGUCGGAGAAAAGAGACAUCUCCAGGCUCACUCAAAGGGCUGCCAUCUAUAACAGCAGUGCGCUCUAAAGGCAAAGCAACCCUAGAGCUCAAUAGUUGUAUUCGUACGACACAAUCAUCUGGACGAGAUUGCAUUGCAAGGAAAUUCAGGCCAUGAAAACUAGACUAGGGUGUCUGUCUAACAAGUCUGACUCAUGCAGCGAUUUUUCAGAAUUCCUACCCCCUACUCAAGAGAGGUCUACAAGAUAUUUAAAGCUGUCCAAUGAUGAAGUGUCCAGAUGGGCGGAGUCGUUUGAUGCGCUGCUGUCCAAUAAAUAUGGUAUGACAGCCUUCAGAACCUUCCUCAAAACAGAGUUUAGCGAUGAAAACAUUGAGUUCUGGUUGGCGUGUGAAGACUAUAAAAAGAUCAAAUCCCCUGCUAAGAUGAUGUCUAAAGCCAACAAGAUCUACAAGGAAUUUAUUGACGUCCAUGCACCCAGAGAGGUCAACAUAGACCACAGAACCAGAGAGGAAACCAAACGGAAGCUUCUGGAGCCAACGUCCAACAGCCUGAAUGAAGUCCAAGCAAAAAUAUACAGCCUCAUGGAGAAAGACUCCUAUCCCCGGUUUAUACGAUCAAAAAUCUAUCAGGACUUACUGAACAGAACACAGAUGCACUGUCAGAGAAAAUCAGUUUAAAUGAAUGUCUAUUAAAGACUUUUGGCUUGCCUGAUUAGUUGAUAUUGAGAAAAAACACAGACUUUAUUUGAGGAGCUCAGAUGCAAAAGGUGCUAAACGCCACCACCUCCAAAAAUGAGAUAAUGAUAUUUACUGAAUGCUCUCGGUGCGUAUUACACAUUGAUCAAAUACUUCUGCUUAAUCCCAGCCUCAGGUCAUUCAGGAAUACCGGUUUGUUGGCAGAAUCCAUUAAGAGUCUGAUACAUGAGUAUUAGACUCACUUAGUGAGCUUUGGCAUCUGAGCUCUUCAACUGUGAUAUAUAGCAUAGUCUGGGUGUUUGUAGAUACUUUAUGAGUAAUCAGAAAAAGAUUAGUCAAAAACAAACUAGUUCCUUACUAGUUGGUGCAUCUAAAGUAAAACAUGGCCCUGUACUGUGGUUUAUUCGUAACAUGUGACUCUCCCUCAUAAUUGUGAUAGAAUGGUCAAUGUUCUUUCUGAAUGCUGGCAAGCAUGAAAAUGUAAAUAUAGUCUCUACAUGGAUAAUAUGUUUUAGUAGAGAAUAAUAAUUUAUUUUUCUUAUCUUUAAUGUACCUUACAUAUUUCAACUGAAUUGUUGUGUUUCAUGGAUUGUUUUCCCAAAAAUAAAAAUUCUAAAUAAUAUAAUUUAGAAUAUAAUUUCUUUGUUCUGCUGAACACAAAGGAAGAUAUUUGUAAUAAAGCAGGAAACAGAAGCACCACUGACAUCCAUAGUAGGAAAAAUCCAACUAUGGAAGUAAAUAGUUCUCUUUUGUUACAAACAUUGCUUAAAAUAUAUUCCUUUGUAUUCAGCAGAACAAAAAUGAAUAUGUAAAUGUCGACAAAAUUUUCAUUUUUGGGUAAACUAUCCCUUUAAGACUGUUUUAAGACUGUCAACCCAUGACAUGCCUACUGUGUUACUGCAUGCAGUCCUGGAUUGCACACACGGCCCACGCACUAUUCUGAUUGGCUGAGAUUUUGUGUCGCAUCACAACUUGCUUGCCACUGGAAUAUUGUUGGUGUAAUACUUAAUAAACUCCAAUAAAUAAACUCACACACACAACACCAGAAGUGGGGGGAAAUAUUUUCCGGUGUGGCAUUAUUUAUUUAGAUUUAUUCUUUCACACCGUCACUGUAAAAAGUAAAAAGUUGGAUAUAUAUAAAAAAAAAAUAUUCGACUUUUCACUUUUUACAGUGUUGAUGUUCUUAUGGUUUACAAUGGCACGUUCUGUAGUGAUUAAUACUUUAUAAAGUAAAGCAUGUCACAUCUGUCACAUCAGCUGCUUUGUCUGGUUUUUAGUUCAAUAUACGAAACACUUUUCAGAUUUUGCUUGUCAAGCUACCAAAUAUGGGUCACUAAUCUUUCUAGCAGACACAGUUAAACCACAUCUAUUUUUUUAUAACCAAAUAGGUUUCCGCCUGUUCUGCAGUAACUUUAGACAUGUAACUAUAUGACAAUAUUUUGACAGAUGAAAAAAUUGAUUUUUUUAUUAAAAAGAUUGCAACAUGCAAUGAUACUACACUAAACUAAAAAAUGAUGUACAACGUUUAAGUUUUAUGGAGUUUGUAAUGACACGUUCAUGGGUUUGAUUCCUCAAAAAUGCAUAUAUACUGUAUAGAAUAGUACAUAAUAGAAAAAAAUAACCAAGACUUAAUAUUGUAACAGCUAUGUGGCAUAAUAAACAAUACUACAAUAAAUACACGGUCAGAAAAAGGGUCAAAAAUGGUCCCUGGGUCUCUGUCACUGGGGCAGUACCCUUUAUAAAGGUCCUAAAAUGUACCCAAUAUGCUAUUUGGUACCAGUAUGUACAUCUGAUGUACUAAUUUUAAGUCUUUAGCUGCAAAUGUGUACUUUUUAAAAGAAUAUCGCCCCAGAGAAAGCGAAGUGUAGUUAUACAAUGUCCAAAGACAAAUUGCAGUCUCUACAGUGCACACAGAUGUGAACCCCAUGGCUCAUUCUGGC
Molecule: messenger RNA, 2799 nt
Organism: Paramisgurnus dabryanus
Lineage: Eukaryota; Metazoa; Chordata; Actinopteri; Cypriniformes; Cobitidae
Source: RefSeq, a predicted model, not a curated record